AUGGCAGAGAAAUCCCUGCUAUUCCGAGGUGGCUUGGAUGUUACGAGAGGUCAGACAGGAACAGAGUCUGUCUACACCAAUUUCCGGGGCAAGGAGAUCAUGUUCCAUGUCUCUACAAAGCUACCCUUCACAGAGGGAGAUGCCCAGCAGCUUCAGCGGAAGCGCCACAUUGGGAACGAUAUUGUGGCCAUUGUCUUCCAGGAUGAAAAUACUCCCUUUGUCCCUGACACGAUUGCCUCCAAUUUCCUGCAUGCCUAUGUGGUAGUGCAGCUUCAUCACCAUGCCCUUGGGGAGACUCUCUACAAGGAGCGGACCCGCAGUGCUCUUCUCGAGAGUCUUUAUGAGGAGCUGCAGAUCCGGAGCCGCAGCAUGAUGGGCUUGGCCUCUGGAGAUGCUGACAAGAUAGAGAACGGGGGUGGUGGCUUCUUUGAGAAUUUCAAGCAAAGACGUUGCUGAAAGAAUACAGAAGGUACUGGAGAGUCCAGGACCCUUCUUUGACCUCAAGUCAGAUGGUUCCUCCAGUCCCAGUUCCCCAGAAUUCCCUAACAGGAAGAGCAAGUGAGUUCAGACAAAAUAUUGCUGUGAAGGGAGAGGCUGGAAAAGGUUUCAGUAGAGCAUAGAAAAAUUGGUCAUCCCUACCGUGUUGCUACCUACCAAUACAGAAGACAUUGGCUGACAUGAUGUGCAGCCCACCAGCCUCUGUAAGGAUGCGUUGUGGGGCUCUUGCAGUCGCAGACUUCAAAGGAAG
Messenger RNA from Hemicordylus capensis (graceful crag lizard), 748 nucleotides. Its product is annotated as rap1 GTPase-activating protein 1-like. The transcript has 5 exons. Gene Ontology annotation, cellular component: cytoplasm. The coding region runs from base 1 to 456 and encodes 151 amino acids. The record is from RefSeq and is a predicted model, not a curated record. NCBI's taxonomy places the organism in Eukaryota, Metazoa, Chordata, Lepidosauria, Squamata, Cordylidae. Gene Ontology annotation, biological process: regulation of small GTPase mediated signal transduction; activation of GTPase activity. Gene Ontology annotation, molecular function: GTPase activator activity.